UUGUCGUAAGCAAAUGAAAAAAUGGCAGGAGCCAGCUGCUGACCAAAGGUUUUGUCUUGCCUAAUUCAGACUUGUUGUCGUUUGCACUUUGUGUCAGCUGGCUUGUAGAUCCACAAGGAGAUUUGUUUCAACGCGCCAGAUCGCUGUGACACAGAGUGAAAAAUGGACAAAGAAUUGAGCCUGACUCUGCUCCUGCUGCUGCUUCUCUGUCACAAAGGCACCUCACUGCCGCAAACCUCUUGUCCACACACGUGCCAGUGUUUCAAUUCAUUCCAGAUACUGUGUGCUGAUGAACGGAUGUCAUCUUUACCCAGGAACUUGUCCAGGCAGGUCAAGGACUUAAUAGUAAUAAAGUCAGCCGUGGCCUACCUGUUCCCCGACACUUUAGAGGAGAGCCCCCAACUCACCAAGCUUGUCUUCCUGAGUAAUGCACUGCGAAGUAUUCACUCUCAGUCUUUUCAGCAUCUGACUGAGCUGCAGGAGUUGGAAAUCAGUGGGAACCCCUGGUUGGAACAUUUAUUUUUGGGGACUUUUUCACAGCAGAGAAACUUGACCAAACUGCUGCUUAACUUCAACAGGUUGAAAACAGUUCUUCCUGGCAUGUUUGACUCUCUUAAAGAGCUCGAAACUCUGCAUAUGAAGGGCAACCUCAUAUCGGAUCUGCCUGAAUUUCUUUUCCUGAACCUCCACAAUCUGCGGGUCCUGGAUUUGUCCAUAAAUAAGCUUGAAGAUAUAAAAAGGAAAACUUUCUCUGGUCUGGCACGACUAGAGAUCCUGAAAAUUAACAACAAUCUCAUCAGCAAUCUUACUUCUGACUUGUUCCACAAUAUGUCUCAGCUGGUAGAGCUUCACCUCGAGGGGAAUAAGAUUUCGGAGCUUGCCAACGAUAUCUUCUUUGUUUUUACCAAACUGAAGGUGCUGAACCUGCGCGGAAACCUUCUUACAACCUUCAGUGAUAAAGUUUUUGGAUUCAGCGCCCCAAAUUUAAAGGAGUUGAACCUUAAAUGCAACAGAUUGACUGAGCUGUCCUCUCUGAGCAGUUUGACGUCUCUUACCGACCUUAUCGUGUCCUCUAACCAGCUCUCUGACCUCCGUGAGGACGUUUUUAGAAAUGUUACAACCCUGGAGAAUCUGGACCUGUCUGAAAAUCAGCUCACCCUGCUGCCUGAAGGGAUCUUUCAUGAUCUAGUUAGCAUCAAGGCGAUCCACCUACACAAAAACAAUCUGAGCAAGGUGGACGCCAAACUGUUUGAGGACCAGGUGCUCAUACAGCAGCUCUACCUGUCGGACAACCAGCUGGAAAGUCUCCCAUAUGGCCUUUUUGAACCUUUUCUCAUCCAGCACACAGUGAGGCUGCAUGGGAAUCCCUGGAAAUGUGACUGCCACAUGUGGUAUCUGCACGACUGGGUGCUAAGAAACAGCCAAGAAGUGGAGAUGCUUGACAGGAUGCAAUGCUCAAGUCCCAGCUUUUUGAGAAGACGGGCGAUCAUCUCCAUCAACAAGGACCAGCUGGUGUGUGAGGUGUCUAAAUAUGAUGUGCCUGAUGUCGGCGGCUGUAGCCUACAAGCUUCCGGUGACACUGUGAUCAUGAAUUGUAAAGUGGAUAGAUGCUCUCCACUGACAGUGAAGGUUCAGUUUCAGGAGGAUAACGGCAGAAUGAUCGAGCAUUUUUUGCAAAAAGAGCCUGAAUGUAGCAAUGAGACGAUGUUUGAGAUCCCUGAAGAGUAGUUGUUCCUCUUAAUCAGACUUUGUUCUCUGUGCAAAUACGUCGUCAUGCAUUCAGUCUUUCUUCAUAAAAAGAGUGACAUAAUAUGUUUGGACUGUCACAGUCAAUACUGUAAACAAACCUCCAACGCAGCAGCUGAUAACCAGCAUACAUGCUGCUGAAUGAUAAGAGGGGUGGGUGAACCUUUUUCUUGUAAAGUUCAAAGUUCAACCCAUUACAUUUAAAUAUGACUGCUAAAAGGAACUGUGAUUAAAAUGUUUAUCAUCAGCUAA
Plectropomus leopardus (leopard coralgrouper) is the source of this 1998-nucleotide messenger RNA. RefSeq lists its product as uncharacterized. NCBI's taxonomy places the organism in Eukaryota, Metazoa, Chordata, Actinopteri, Perciformes, Serranidae. The record is from RefSeq and is a predicted model, not a curated record. Gene Ontology annotation, molecular function: protein binding.